Tripterygium wilfordii is the source of this 1954-nucleotide messenger RNA. RefSeq names its product O-acyltransferase WSD1-like. The coding region runs from base 224 to 1708 and encodes 494 amino acids. NCBI's taxonomy places the organism in Eukaryota, Viridiplantae, Streptophyta, Magnoliopsida, Celastrales, Celastraceae. Gene Ontology annotation, cellular component: plasma membrane. Gene Ontology annotation, biological process: triglyceride biosynthetic process. The record is from RefSeq and is a predicted model, not a curated record. Gene Ontology annotation, molecular function: diacylglycerol O-acyltransferase activity; long-chain-alcohol O-fatty-acyltransferase activity. The transcript has 6 exons.
UUGCAAUAUCAUUUAUUUGACUCGGAAGCUACAUAAAAUAAAGCUGUUGGAGUUGAAGGUGGGGUGGUCAGAGAGAGAGGCGACAAGCCCCGGUGUUGAAGUUAGAGCCUUAGAGGUGGUGGUGGUAGUGGUGGUGAGGGAGUAGACCAGAGAGAAAGAAGCAAAUGAAUCCUUGAAUUUGGCCAGGGAAGAGCUAUCAUAUACAGUUCAGACGAUUAGACAAAUGAGAGUUGAAGUUGGUCCUCGUGGUGGCGGCACCACAACAACCUCUGAAGAGCCUCUGAGUCCGGCGGCGCGUGUGUUUCAUGAUCCCAGCUUCAACUGCCACAUCAUCGCAAAAAUGGGGUGCAAAACUAGCAUCGAUCCCGCUGUUUUCAUAGACGGCCUCAAACAUACUUUGAUAAAACACCCUCGUUUCUCAAGUAAACUGGUGGUGAAUGAUGAUAAGAGCCAGAAAAAGAGAUGGGUUCCAACUACUGUAAAUGUUGAAGACCACGUAGUCGUUCCAGAAUUAGACCUGAAAACGGAUUCACCGGACCAAUUUGUUGAAGACUAUAUCUCACAUAUCACCACAGUCCAUAUGGACUUCUCCAAGCCAUUAUGGGAAGUUCACAUUCUCAAUGUCAAAACAUCUGAUGCAGAGGCUCUGGUGGUUUUCAAGAUCCACCAUUCCAUUGGCGAUGGAGCGUCUCUUAUGUCUCUUCUCCUAGCUUGUACGAGAAAAACUUCAGACCCUGAAGCAUUGCCUACAGUUCCGGGGUCAGAGAGGAAAGAUUCGGCGAUGUCAAUUGGGUUUUGGGGGUUCUUAGUAGCUAUUUGGUUAGUAUUGAGACUUGCUUUCAACACUUUGGUGGAUAUAGUGCUAUUUCUUGCAACAUUAUUGUUUUUGAGAGACACAAACACUCCAAUCAAAGGUGCAUCAGGGGUCGAGCUUAAGCCCAAGCGAUUCAUUCACCGGACAGUUAGUCUUGAUGACAUAAAGUUGGUGAAGAAUGCAAUGAACGCGACCAUCAAUGAUGUGUUACUGGGAGUAACGGAGGCCGGUCUCUCCCUAUACAUUAAUCGAAGAUACGGUGAGAAUGAGAAAGACGACAAAGCAACAAAGAAAAGAAUCAAUCUUCCUGAGAGCAUUCGUCUUCGAUCAGCUAUACUAGUUAACAUAAGACCCAGUACAGGAAUUCAGGCUUUGGCUGAUAUGAUGGCGAAGGAGUCCAAGUCCGGAUGGGGUAAUCGGAUCGGAUAUAUUCUCCUCCCCUUCCACAUUGCUUUACAUGAUGACCCAUUAAAGUAUAUUCGAAGUGCUAAACGCACAAUUGAUGGAAAAAAGAUCUCCCUAGAAGCUAUAUGCACUAACUUGGCUGCCACUGUUAUUGCCAAACUAUUCGGAGCCAAGGCAGCUGCAGCCAUAGCUCACAGAGUUCUAUCAAACACCACAUUAUCAUUCUCGAAUGUCGUAGGACCAGUGGAGGAAAUCAGCUUUUCUGGCCAUCCAAUGGCCUACCUUGCUCCCAGUGUCUAUGGACACCCUCAUGCAUUGACGAUGCAUUUCCAGAGCUACACCGAUAAGAUGACGAUUGCUUUAGCCAUUGAUCCGGAAGUUAUUCCUGAUCCUUAUCGGCUUUUCGAUGAUUUGGAGGGAUCUCUUACGGCCAUGAAAGAUGCUGUUGUUCAAAGAGAGCUUAAUUAUAAGAAAGAAGCUGUCAAGUAGAAGAUCGGUUGCCAUUGCAACAUUGUUUUGUUUUUUUUGCCUUUCUAAGAACAUAACAAAGAUAGUGAAAAAGAAGAGAACUUGGAACAUGAUUGUUCCUCCUUUUAAAAAAAUCAAGCAAUGAAAUUCUGCCCUCCAUUGUUGUUGCACCAAAUUUAUUGAAUAUGGAGAAUAUUCUCCCUUGUUCAGCUUGUGCUUAUGGAUUAUCAAGAGCUAAGCAAUACAACAGUCGAACUCUCGCCUCUG